Molecule: messenger RNA, 1893 nt
Organism: Coprinopsis cinerea okayama7#130
Lineage: Eukaryota; Fungi; Basidiomycota; Agaricomycetes; Agaricales; Psathyrellaceae
Exons: 4
Coding region: 1-1893 (630 amino acids)
Source: RefSeq, a predicted model, not a curated record
AUGGGGGACUUGCGAUGGGCUGCAGUCUUGUGGAUUGGCAUUGGCAUGGCCAGCGUCGGUCGCGCCAACGAAACCGGCUCCAGAAUAGAAUACUUCGAUGACCCCUACCUCAGGUUUCGUCCAGACUUUGCUCGCUCACUCCCAGUUCAAAUCCUCCUCACCGGCGUCGUCCUCACCCUCACCGCGGUCCUCUUCAUCCAUUUAAUGUUCACGGCCCAGUACCAUUGGCCACUCGCACCAGUCAACUAUGUCCUCCAACUAUCUGGCGUCACCACUCUCUUAAUUUCUCUCAUCGCCACCAUUCAUGUCGUCUUGUCCGCGACCAUGGCUCAGAGCGAACGCUGGCCGUACAUGCUGGACUAUAUUGCCGUCAAUGUCCCCCCACCGCUUGAAACAGAACCCGACGUGAAGAAAUGGAGUAUGGCUGAACGAGCGACAUGGCUUGUAAUGAAUGCCUCAACGUCUGGUCUUAUCCAGAUCACCCAUAUUCAAUUCUUGACUCUUCUAUACCCUUCUCGGCUGGAAGGAAGACUCAUUUUCAUGCUGCUGGGCCCACUCGCCAUUGUCGCCGCCGUAAUGCAACUCGUCCCAAUAAGCACCAACGUCAACGUCAAUAUCAUCGCCUCCGCAGUUCGCAAUGUCUGCAACGCCACUUUGUCGUUAUUAUUCACCGUCGCCUUGUUCAUUUGGGGCCUUCUCGUGAAUCGAAAACAGGCGUGGAGAACCGACGGAGGAACCGCAGCGUUUGGCGCUGCUGCACUUACCCUCGCCAUCGUCAGCACCGCGCUUAAUUUCCUCUAUGUUCACAAAGAAGAUGAAUUUGUCUGGUUGCCUGGCUUGAUGUGGGCUGUGAUACUUUGGCAGAGUUUCCUGGGAUGGUGGUGGUGGGUUGGCGCGGGGAGUGGUGCAGGUCUUGCCUCUGCGGAGGAUUUAGAGGACAGACUGGAACGUGAAGCCCAGCGCGAAUCAAGAAGGAGGAGGGCUCGCGAGAAGAAACGGCAAAAGAAGGAUAAAGCAAGGAGGGUUUGGAAUGAUGUAACGGGUGCACUCAGUCAUGGCCAUGCAACAGGCACUAAUUCGCGCAUCUCCGACGAUAUGAACUCCAACACUCGAUCGAGAACGUCUGGACGACGGUCUUCCCGGACAGGAGGCGACGACGAAAUGUCGGGACCCCCAUCUCCAACACCCUCACUCACGCCCUCAGUGACGUCGACACUCUCCGCCACCUCCGCCGUCUCAUACACCACCCUUCCAAGAGGUCUCCCGCGUUUCAUACAUCAGUGGUACGCCUCGCUUCGCCGCGAACAUGUUGCCGCCGCACGACGUCAGGCUGCUGAACGAGUCGAACGAAUCCGGGAACUCGAACGGAAUGGAACACAGAGGGCUCCACGUGCAGGGUCUGGAUGGGGGUUGGGGAGCUUUGGAUGGAUCAUUGCUCCUGCUCAUCCCUCGCCAGAUUCUAGGGGAAGAGACAAAUCGAGCCGAAGUAGGAGCCGUUCAAUGUCCGUUUCGCGCGGUAGGCAGCAUAAUGAAGAAGACGUUGAGCUUGCCGAGUUGGGUAGGGCUGAUAGUGCAAGUCAGAGCGGAGGGAGGGGAAGGAGGGCGCGGUCCACUUCGACGGACACUCGCGUUUCCCCUGACGGUGCUGAAUCGGGAGAUCAGCUCAGGCAAACCGACUCGAGCACGCCGUUACGCUCCCUUCGGGACAGGCGGAAUUCGCUACGAAUAACGAUUCCGGAUGUACCCUCAAGAACUGAAGUGACGACCGAAGCGACGACGACGCCUUCUUCAGCAACCUCCCCGCGAAACACCUCGACAGCAAGGCCGAAUUCGAUAUGGUGGUGGGGACCAUUGCGCAGAUGGAGAUUACAAGAUUCGACGAGAUACGCAUGA